Molecule: messenger RNA, 531 nt
Organism: Akanthomyces muscarius
Lineage: Eukaryota; Fungi; Ascomycota; Sordariomycetes; Hypocreales; Cordycipitaceae
Exons: 1
Coding region: 1-531 (176 amino acids)
Source: RefSeq, a predicted model, not a curated record
AUGCUCAACACUGGAGCCCCGACCAUGGCGGUCAUCAUGGGCCUGCAGCUGCACCAAUGCCACCUGCUUCCUAUCCUCCGGCAUACCCGCCGCAGAGCUACCCUCCGGUGCAUUACACUCCCCCGCAACAGGUCCCUUAUGCGCCUCCUCAGCACUAUCCCUAUGGUGCGCCCCCGCCUCCGAGCCCAUCUCAGUGGAAUGGGCCGGGGCAGCCGCAUCAUGCUGGUGGCCGACCAUCUCGCGGCGGUUAUCACGACAAGGGUCCAAGGGGUCCAGCCAGACCUCCAAAUGGAGGCAGCUAUGCUCAGCCAUACCCAUCUGAUCCCCGUGCUCAUCAACCUCCUCCUCAGCACUACCCAUAUGGAGGACCUCCUCCAGCACAGCGUUCUGUCUCGCACCACAAAGACGCGCAACAUGGGCAGUACCCACGUCGCGGCCGUGGAGGGCACAGAGAUGGCGGCAACCGUGGCCGAGGUGGCCACCACAACGACAGGCGCUCUAACAAGCCCAACCCAAAUAAUGCGCAGCUAA